AAGGAUGAAAAUACACUUCCGCGAACAGUACUGCUCCAAUGGGGAGGAAAUCCUGUACGUCACUCCCGAUCACCAAGACUCCGUGGUGCGCGUGACGGUGAAGGGUGAACGACCGUCGCUGCGGAAGCGUCUCAGCAUCAAGCGGUUCCUGCAGCAUCUCUUCCUGCCGGUCGGCUACCCGGACAGCGUGAGCAGUGACUAUUUGGCGUACCAAAAGUGGGACACGGUGCAGGCAUUCUGCAGCACUAUUAGCGGAACCCUAACGACGCAUGCCAUCCUCAAAGGGGUCGGUGUCGGUAGCGAUGCCAUCACGCCGCUGUCCGCCACCGUUACGUGGGUCCUGAAGGACGGGAUGGGCCAUCUCGGCAGGAUACUGUUCGCCUGGUGGAAAGGUUCGGAAUUGGAUAUCGAUUCGAAAAAGUGGCGCAUCCGAGCGGACGUACUGAACGAUGUGGCGAUGGCGAUUGAUCUGUUCGUGCUGCCGUACUACCCGAAGGCAUCGACGUACAUUCUGUGCGGUACGACCACGAUGAAGGCGAUAGUCGGGGUGGCAGGCGGUGCGACCCGGUCCGCCCUUACCCAGCACCAUGCGCUCCGUGGCAACCUGGCCGACGUGGCGUCGAAGGACAGCGCCCAGGAAACGUGUGUCAAUUUGAUCGCUUCGUUCUUGGGGCUGUUUCUGCUGACGUAUCUCCAAAAUCAACGGAUACUGUACGGAUUGUUCGCGUUCGUGACGCUCGUUCACAUUUACGCCAACAUCAAAGCGGUCAAAGCGGUAUGUCUGCGUACGUUCAAUGAGGCACGCUAUCUGAUCGCCCUGGAGGAGUACUUCAAGUCGGGCAUGAUGCUGUCGCCGAGGCAAGUGAACAAACUGGAGCGCGUCACCGUCGGCCAAACGGUCACGCUGACGGCGCGCGUCAAGAUUGGCUGCUCGGUGCGUGAGCUGACCGAGUUCUACCGCAACUGCUACGACCUGGAGAAUCUGAUCGCGUGUUUCGAUUCGCGCGAGAAGUUUCUCAUCGCCGAAACGCGCCACUACGUCGGCGUGUAUCUGCACUUUUACGUGAAACCGUUGGACAUCAUCAAGUCCUACUUCUACGUCGCCUCGUACCUGCAGGACAAGAGCCAGCUGCGCGACCGGUACUGGGAGAUACAGAACAAGUGGAACGAGUUCCUGAACCUGGCCCAGUGCGAGGGCUGGAACAUGCACGCGCAUCUGCUCAAGACCGACGAAUACCGGCUCGAUUGGAGGAUAUAAUCGAUGGUCGAUCCGUCCUACGAGUCUGCCGUGUGUCGCUGCUCUUCCGCACUCCCUGCUCACCGGCGGACCACUCGCUUUCUGUAGGCGUUCUCUUCCGCUCCCGUACCCUUGUGGCACUCACACGCACCCGAUAUCCUCCGAAAUGUUGCUCCUCUUCACGCACGCACCCGAGGAGUAGCUAUAUGAGUGCCAAACGGAAAACAAACGAUUCAAACGAUGUCGGCAACGCAACGAGAAAAUAUCAACGAAAGCACUAUCGCUCUAGUCAGUUUAGGUGUAAGGGCGUAAGGGCGAGUGCACCCUCUUUCUAGGACCAAACUCCAGUGCGCGAGCGACGCCACGAGUGAUCACACCAUGCACCACCGCAAUGCAUCGAAACAAAAACAAAAAAAAACGCGAAAAAGGACGACCGGCGGCAAGAAGGGACUCGAAUCGAACCAUAUACCACACACAAUAACGUGUGCCUAACGUCCAAAUUGAUAGAACGUGCCACCCAAUAAACGGGUGCGCAUAAUUAGCAUACGAUCGUACGAUCAAUCGAUCGUAGAAUCACGUUCCAGUGGCAUAGGCUCACACGGCACUAGUCGGUACAAACCUCGAUUCCUGAAAAGUAAUUAGCGAAAGCGUGUUGAAAGCAAGUUAUUAGACUAUUUUCUAUCGUUCACCUAGCAGCGAGCCACUGGCGUAGUGAGACUUUUUAACCAUAUCAAUUGAUUGGAAGGAAUAGAUCGGCAAUGACUAGGCACUUUUCCUCGUACGAAGACUGGCGACUGGCCACUAGAGCGUCUUCGGUUUAUUUUUGUAUCCAAUCGGAAUAACUAAGCCGCAUGCUGGCGGGGGCCGUUUUUAAAAAGUGAUUUUAGAUAUGUGCAAUUUUUUAUUCAACCAUCGGAUAACGAACCUGACAAAUAAUUACGCGUCGCUUUGAGGUCUCUUUUGCACGCGUGCCCGCACUCGUAGAGCGAUCGGUCAGCCUGACUCCUUUAGUUACGUUCCACAUGCCUGUUUGCUGCCGCUUUUAUAGAAAAGUUUGCGCGCUUUGCACAACGCAUCGAAGACUACAGCUUACACACGCAACACAAGCUUACGGAUGUUUUAAGAAUUAGCCUAUUUAAAGCACACGAUUUUAUGGCCAUUUUAACUGACACCGCAGCAGCAGAGAUAAGAAAGCGGAAACCGUCUGCGCACCAAUGUAUGCUUCACCUGCUGUGAUACCAUUUUAGCUCAAACUGGCAAACUAUUUCCAUUAGCAGAUUUUUACUACAUUAUUAGCACGCUGUAGGAUAGUGGUCGCGGAAUCGCGG
This is a messenger RNA of Anopheles cruzii, 2565 nucleotides long. Its product is annotated as RUS family member 1. The record is from RefSeq and is a predicted model, not a curated record. Bases 5 to 1258 code for a protein of 417 amino acids. The transcript is spliced from 5 exons. Lineage: Eukaryota; Metazoa; Arthropoda; Insecta; Diptera; Culicidae.